Rhinolophus ferrumequinum (greater horseshoe bat) is the source of this 10940-nucleotide messenger RNA. It is a transcript of the gene MAP3K2, whose product is annotated as mitogen-activated protein kinase kinase kinase 2. The record is from RefSeq and is a predicted model, not a curated record. Gene Ontology annotation, molecular function: ATP binding; protein binding; protein kinase activity. NCBI's taxonomy places the organism in Eukaryota, Metazoa, Chordata, Mammalia, Chiroptera, Rhinolophidae. Gene Ontology annotation, biological process: protein phosphorylation. The transcript is spliced from 17 exons. The coding region runs from base 191 to 2053 and encodes 620 amino acids.
UCCGGCCCCCGGGGGUCCGCGGCCUCCCCGACCGGGGGGCGCGGUGACAGGCCGCGCGGGGCGGAGGGGCGGGCUAAGAGGCCGGCGCAGGCCUGCGGCUCCCUCCCCACGUCCCCGCAGAGUGGCCGGAAGUAAAGAAUGCUGAUGGGAGAACCAUUUCCCUAAUUUUCAGAUUGUUGAGCUGGUUGCCAUGAUGGAUGAUCAGCAAGCUUUGAACUCAAUCAUGCAAGAUUUGGCUGUUCUUCAUAAGGCCAGUCGACCAGCAUUAUCCUUACAGGAAACGAGAAAAACAAAGUCAUUAUCACCAAAAAAGCAGAAUGAUGUCCGAGUCAAAUUUGAACACAGAGGAGAAAAACGAAUCCUCCAGUUCCCCAGACCAGUUAAACUGGAAGAUCUGAGGUCUAAAGCUAAAAUUGCCUUUGGACAGCCUAUGGAUCUACAUUAUACCAAUAAUGAGUUGGUAAUUCCAUUAACUACUCAAGAUGAUUUGGACAAAGCUGUGGAACUGCUGGAUCGUAGUAUUCAUAUGAAGAGCCUCAAGAUAUUGCUUGUAGUAAAUGGAAGUACACAGGCUGCUAAUUUAGAACCAUUGCCAUCACUAGAAGAUUUAGAUAACACAGUAUUUGGAGCAGAGAGGAAAAAACGGCUUUCUAUAACAGGUCCCACUAGUAGAGAUCGAAGCUCCCCUCCCCCAGGAUACAUUCCAGAUGAAUUACACCAGGUUGCCCGGAAUGGGUCAUUCACCAGUAUUAACAGUGAAGGAGAGUUCAUUCCAGAGAGCAUGGACCAAAUGCUGGACCCAUUAUCUUUAAGCAGCCCUGAAAAUUCUGGCUCAGGAAGUUGUCCAUCACUUGAUAGUCCUUUGGAUGGAGAAAGCUAUCCAAAAUCACGAAUGCCUAGGGCACAGAGCUACCCAGAUAAUCAUCAGGAAUUUUCAGACUAUGAUAACCCUAUCUUUGAGAAAUUUGGAAAAGGAGGGACAUAUCCAAGAAGGUAUCAUGUUUCAUAUCGCCAUCAAGACUAUAAUGAUGGUCGUAAAACUUUUCCAAGAGCUAGAAGGACCCAGGGGACAAGCUUCCGGUCUCCUGUGAGUUUCAGUCCUACUGAUCACUCCUUAAGCACUAGUAGUGGAAGCAGUAUCUUUACCCCAGAGUAUGAUGAUAGUCGAGUAAGAAGAAAGGGAAGUGACAUAGACAAUCCUACUUUGACUGUAAUGGACAUCAGCCCACCCAGCCGCUCGCCACGGGCUCCAACCAACUGGAGACUGGGCAAACUGCUUGGUCAGGGAGCCUUUGGCAGGGUCUACCUCUGUUACGAUGUGGAUACAGGAAGAGAGCUGGCUGUGAAGCAAGUUCAGUUUGAUCCCGAUAGCCCUGAGACCAGUAAGGAAGUAAAUGCACUUGAGUGUGAAAUUCAGUUGUUGAAAAACUUGCUGCAUGAGCGAAUUGUUCAGUAUUAUGGCUGUUUGAGGGAUCCCCAGGAAAAAACACUUUCCAUAUUUAUGGAAUAUAUGCCAGGGGGAUCAAUUAAGGACCAAUUAAAAGCAUAUGGAGCUCUUACUGAGAAUGUGACUAGGAAAUAUACCCGUCAGAUUCUGGAGGGUGUCCAUUAUUUGCACAGUAAUAUGAUUGUUCAUAGAGAUAUCAAAGGAGCAAAUAUUCUACGAGAUUCAACAGGCAAUGUCAAACUAGGAGAUUUUGGGGCCAGCAAACGGCUUCAAACUAUCUGUCUUUCGGGUACGGGAAUGAAGUCUGUCACAGGCACGCCAUACUGGAUGAGCCCUGAAGUAAUUAGUGGAGAAGGCUAUGGCAGAAAAGCAGAUAUCUGGAGUGUGGGCUGUACUGUGGUAGAAAUGCUAACGGAAAAGCCUCCUUGGGCGGAAUUUGAAGCAAUGGCUGCCAUCUUUAAAAUUGCCACUCAGCCAACAAACCCAAAGCUGCCACCUCAUGUCUCAGACUAUACUCGAGAUUUCCUCAAACGGAUCUUUGUAGAGGCCAAACUGAGACCUUCAGCUGAUGAACUCCUAAGGCACAUGUUUGUGCAUUAUCACUAGCAGACAGUAACCUCUCCUGUGCCUCUACCUAGCUCCCAUCUAUUCAUUCACCUUCUCUCUGACUGCACUUUUCUUUUUUAUAAAAAAGAGAGAUGGGGGAGAAAAAAGACAAGAGGGAAAAUGUUUCUCUUGAUUCUUGGUUAAAUUUGUUUAAUAAUGAUAGUAACCUAAAUUUUUUAUAUUUAAUCUUAUUUUCCCUUACAAGAACUUGAAACUUUUUUUUUUUAAUUUUUAUAAUGUACUGAUGUGGUUCAGAGAGAUAAAGCACUUUAGUACAUAGUCACUCUUUUUAGUACAAACAAAUCAUUUAGAAUACCUAAAGAUUGUAGAGUCUUUCCCUGUGUCACUCACAGAUUGGUGGUGAUGGGGAGACAUGGAAAAGGAGAACAAAUUGAUGCAUAGUUUGUAGUUUUUAGUGAUAGUAUUUAAAAUAGAUCCUCAUUUGUGGGGUUGAGCCCUAAACAUCAGUUUAGGCUAGGUACUCAACUUAAAGAAUAUAGGUUCCUUCUUAUAUCUGUAUUCUUUAGAUCCUGACCUCUGUUUACCAAGCUUUUUGCUCAGUAUGAAUCUUGAUAGCAAAUAGGAAUCUCUAAGAGGUAUGUUUAUUUGUUAAUCCUAACCAGUAUAAAAAGCAAAUAUACCACAGAAGAUCCAUAUUACUGGAAUCUAUAAACCUUGAGGGAUAGAUUUCUGGUUUGUUUGUUUUUUAAAGAUGCUACCUUGUUUUAAAAAAGAUAUGGAAAGUCAACUGAGCAAAUCCAAAUUAAAAGACAAAAGGAGUUUGCUCUAAUUAAAUGUGUGAACAGAAGAGACCACGCUUGCCAAUCAACGGAAAUAAUGAAAAGAAGAACUAAGUAUUGUUUAGUGUAUUUUAAACUAUGUUCUUUACCUGAGGGAGAAAGUCGUAAAAUUAAGGGAAAGGAGAAAUAAUCAAAAUAAUGUAUACUAUAUCUUCCUAUUUCUAGCUCCUGAUUCCCCAUAGAUGACUUUUUUUAGGAACUAAGAGUUUAACCUGGAGUAUCCAUAAAGCUAGUGUCGUGAGUUUAAAAAAAAACACAGAACAAAAAAACCCUUGUUUUGGGAUCACAGAAUACUAAAGCACCGUAAAAAAACACAAAACAGCUUAUUAUGUAAAACAGUGCUUCAUAAGGGUGGGGUGGGGCUAAUUUCUCUUGUCAUUUGGUAAUACUUGGAGACAUUUUUGGUUGUCACAAGUGGGAGGAUGCUAGUAGCAUCUAGUGAGGAGAGGGCAGGGGUGCUGCUCAUCAACACACUGUGUGCGAGGACAGCACCUCCCACCCCCCCCAGCAUCCCCGACAAAGCAUCAUCCUGCCCCAAAUGUCAAAAGUGCCAACGUUGAGAAACCUUGCUGUAAAGAGCAGCCCCAGUUAUAAACUGAUAAUAGCCAUUUACAAAGCAAGUUCCUUGUAAAAAGUAAAUUUCAGAGAUAAAGUAAUGUAAUGCAUAAUGAGGGUUUUACAAGAGCAGAUAGCAUUAUUUCAAGUCAAGAGUGAAUGAUCUCAACAGCAAAUGGCAAUCCAUUUCUCACUAGCAGCCAUAUUGCACCCAAAUCAGUAACUUCCAUUUUAGAAACAAAGUGAAUUUAAACAUGGAGCUUACUGAACUCAGCCAUCUGUAUGUAUUCUUUCCUCAAAAGUCAAUUGAGAAUUGUGGGGAAAGAAAGGCAUUAUCAAAACAAAGUAUUAACUACUUUAUAGGAAGGUUAAAAACUGUCAGGCAUUUCUAGUAUAGUGUAUCCACUGAGAGCAAGGACAUUGAAUGGAAGGGGACAGCUGGGAGAAUUCCACUAUCUCUAAUGGACUUGUGCUACUGAAAAACAUGAAUGAUAUCAGUAAUCGGCCACUUGCGGUUUUUCAAUAUAUUAAAGCAAGUGCUAAGUACUUUAUUUUUUAAAGAUCUAGAAAAUAGUAGUCUUCCUGGAGGCCCUAAAUAUGAUGCCUUUCAUGGGAUUCACAGGAGACUCGGGUGUUUUGUUUCCUGCCAAAAGGUAUGCUCUUUGGGGACUCUUGUAAAAUACUGUAGAUCUUGGUUUACUGUUCCUAUCUGGCAUUCCCCGUAGGAUAUUUGAAAUUCCACUAGAUAGUCUGAGAAGAAGUCAGCACAAACAUGGUUGUUAAAGCUUCUUCCAUACCCUUCGAAUCAAAGGAAGCAGUUCACCAAGAAGCAUACGGCCCCCUUCCCCUGGAAAAUCAACUGUCACAUUUUGUGCCCUAAACACAGUCCCCAAGGAUAUGGAUCUAUUAUAAUCUCUUUAUCGUUUAUGAGUGAAGGCAUCUCUUCUACUUGAGCAAGAUCAUGGUCUCUGGACCAGUAGGUUUUUCCUUUGUUUCUUUGUCUUGUGUGGUUAUGAUUUCCUUUUGGCUCAUUUUUGGUCUGGCAGGGUAACCAGCAGAAUAUGAGACAGAUGCUCUUUAGGGAGACACCUUGGGAGGCUAUGACCCAAAGCAAAAUUGUUUGCUUUUUUCACUCUCUUCUUUUUAAAUGCUAUAGAAAAUAAAAUCACCUUAAAAGGAACUACUACUUUGACACUGCUGCAGAAGAAUUUUGUUUUAUAAGAAAAAUAUUAUUAGCUAUGGGAAAAUAUUGUUCUUUAUAUAAAGACUUAAAAAUAAGACUAAUAGUUUACAGAGUUAUUAUAUAAAACGUGAUGUGAAUUUAUUUCAAACAAGUUGUAAUGGUACCAAAAACCACAAUAGAAGUUAAUAUAUAUAGAAACUACUAGAACAAAAAGCUUGAAGUGGGGUGAGGUGUGGAAGACCAAAAAUAAAUUUAAAAUAUAAAAUUUUGAAAAGAAACACAGGGGCAGUUAGAUAUAACUCUCCAAUUUUUUCUUUGUAAUAAUGGUAUGGAUCAACAAAUGAAAUUUGAACUUUUGAAGAUGACUCUAAAUGUGUUUUACUUUUUAAAUGCACAACUGAUUGUUCUAUACUGUACUGUUUCUUUGCUGAGGCUGGCAAGUGGCCAGACUGCUGACUUUGUGCCUUUAAUACGCAUCUGCUUGACCGCGGCAGACGUUCGGUGCUGGAGAAGGUCCACAGCAGUCUCACGUGUGCUUUGCAGGAAGUCUCCUCCUUAGGCCUUGAGAGAUUGAAAAUGGCAUCACUUAGGUUUGAGCCAAUAUAAGAUCUUCUACAUUGCAAAUAAAGUGUAUUGAAUAAAGGGUUGAAAAAUAUAAUGACUGAUGGAAAUGCUGAUGGUUGGUAAUUCUUUAACAUGUAUUUAAAAGUAUACAGCCUUUGAAAUUUUCAGUGUGAUUAUCUGGAAAUUUUUUCAAUUUUUCUCAUGUACAAAACAUGUUUCUAACUAAAAAAAUGGUUUAAGACUGUUGCCUUAGAAAGUUUUAAAAAAUAUAAUCAACCUUACAUAUUUAUAUAAUAGGUCAAAAUGCACAGGCUGAAGUAUAAAAGUUAAAACUUAACUUUAGAGUGAAUUGAAUUGUCUUUCACUUGAAGUUUUUAUGUUACUCUCAAUAGAAACUACAUAAAAAAAGGUGAAAUUCUUUGUUUAGAGUAGUUUUUUGCUGCUUCACCUCUUGCAUAUGUCAGGUCUGGUCUGUAGUAUUUCUGAGAUGGAGUUGUUAUAAGAUAUGUGAAAUCAUUAAGAAAGUCAAAGGGACAAGCCGGCGUGGGUGCAGAAGCAGGAUGUGUGCCACGUGCAUUCCCGUUGGCCUGUGGCAGAGCUCUGUGCCAGCCAUGUCAUUAGGGUCCAGCAGCUUCAUGUAAAAGCACUUCCUGUCAUGUAUAGGAAUAUGUCAAUUUUUUUUGUAAAAAUAGGCUGAAUCUUUUCCAUUUGCCACAAUUGUGGCUCGUUGUAUUGGGCACUAAAUUAACUUAUCCUUAAGGAGGUUGUGACCUGUAGAAGGAAACGUGGGUAAACAGACAGUUAUUUAUUUUAUGGCAUACCCAAACUCUGGAAGUUCAGCAGUGAUGUUUUAAAAUGUUACUGUUUUUUUUAUGAUGUGAGGGGAAAGCAAUUUUGGGUAAUUAUUGGCUGUUGUAAACUAAAAUGUCAUUAACAACAGGGGUAAAAGUAUCCCCAAAUGAGAGGGACCUCCAUAGGUUAGGCAGCCUCUUACAAAACCCAGCCUCAGCUCGACGAGCUUCAGUGGUGGAGGAGCCUUUCUUUAUUUCAGUGUUUUUUCCUGCUGUUUUUCUUAAAGGAAAAAAAAAUACUUUCUUUUGGUCUAAAUUGUUAAAAUACCCAAAACAUUUGAUAGAAAUUGAAUUCUGUCACCAGUGCUAUUUAUAUUAAGAUCAAGACAAUUUCUUGAGACCUAAUUUUUUAAUAUUAAGUUUGAUCUUUGUUACAAAUGUAAUGUUCAUAUUUAUUUGAAUUUUAAGAUUGGUUAAAUGUUAAUGAAAAGCAAUUUAUUAUUAAUUUUUGGUAGUGCCUUUUUCUCUGUAUGCCUUAAUUUUAUUUUAUGUCAAUAAUAAUUCAACUUACCCACCUAAAUGAAGGUUUUCCCCCAAAAUCAGUAGCUUCAAGAGUUGAUUGGGCCUUAGACUGUGUAUUGGCCCUUAAACGUUUCUUAAUGCCUGCUUCCUCCUACCCUUUUCUACCUCUUUUUUUGUUGUUGUUAGAAGACAAACGUUAGCAAUAGUCUGUGAUAGGCACAGGGCAGCCUGCAUUAGACGUGAACUCCUAAGAUGAGGAUAGAAAGAGGUAUUCUGAUUCUAAAGAGACACAGUAAAUUGUUUUCCAGGUUGAUUACUUGAUUUUCAAUCACAUGGACACUGCCCAGGUUAUUGUAUAUCAUGGUUCAGUUAUGAUUUCAUAGCAGAGCUAGAAUGGUUGUUUUUGCCCUAAAGAGGUUGUUUAAAUGGUUUACAAAUGUUAAGGCAAUGAGUUUUGGGGCAGUGAACAAGAAAGCCAGAGACAGAAAAUUCUAACCUAACAUUUUAACUAAAAGUCUAGCUUUUCUGUGAACUGUGUGUGUGUGUGUGUGUGUGUAUGUGUAUGUGUAGUUGGGGCAAAGGAAGGAAGAAAGGAAAGGUGCGAAUGUUCAGGUAGAUUAGUCUGUGUCCUUGAAAGAACAGCUCACAUGUGUAUGACCUACUGAUGACGGGUGCGUGUAAUCGUCGGGUAGGAACGCCAGCACAUUUCCCAGCAGUAACUCGUACAAAUGUGGUUGUUUAAUGAAGGUAUUUAUUGUACAUGGUCAAGCUCUUGGUUACUAAAAGCAGAUUAAAAUUGAAUUUGUAUGUGUGUAUAAUAGCUUAUCUAUAACCCUUAAAUAGAAAGUAAUUGGUUUUGUAUACCGUGUUUCCCUGAAAAUAAGACCUAACUGGGAAAUAAGCCCUAGAGUGAUUUUUCAGGAUGACAUCCCCUGAACAUAAGCCCUCAUGCGUCUUUUGGAACAAAUAUUAAUGUAAGACCUGGUCUUAUUUUCGGGGGAACACGGUAGAUCGUCAUGAACUCUUUGGAAUAGAAAUUUCACCAGACAAGAAGAAAUGUAUCCAAACAAGCUUUCUUAGCUUACCAAGUUCAAAGGAAGCUAUCUCAUCCCUCUUCUUGGUUGGCUAGGGAAGGCGUGCUAUGAAGCCACCACUGCCACUUCACAGUUGUCUUUAGCUGAGACUUGACUUCUGCCACAGGCUGGAGAGAAUGUGACAGUAGGCAUGGGAGUGUCAGCCCGCCAACCAUUUCAGAGCUGUCCAUGGUAAUGAGCUCCUGGGGAGUCUGGAGAAUCUGCUCAGUCACAGUGAGAGCGGACGUGCUUUUGGUUUCCUUUGAGAAAGUUGAGGGAGUAGUCAUAGCUACAAUAAAGAAAAAAAUGAAUUUUAUAUGUUGCCUGCAUAUAGUCUUUUAUGUAAUUCUGCAUAUUUUUCAUAAUUCUGCAUUUUAAUUUAAAGUAAUAUAUCUUUGUUAAUAACAGCAAAGGCAUUCAAUCAGUGAGUACUCUUACUCCCUAUGUCUGAUUACUUCUGGUUUGUAUUCACAAUCUGUAUUACCAGAAUCACUUCAAACCAAAGCUUUCAUAUUCUUUGCACACACACCAAAAUGAUUAGCACUGUUCUUUCUGCCCAGCUCUAAGCUAAUAGUAUCAAAUGAUAAAGAGGGUACUAGUAGAAUCUGUGUCUUAAUCUAUCCUUCAAGUGAAAGGACAGGUACUCAGUGUUUGCAUUAAACACGCAGAAUUUGCUUCAGCAAUUAUGGAACUAUACAGACAUUACAAACUUGAGCUUGUACAUGUGCCAGUCUUGUUAACGUCAGUUGUCCAUGAGUGCGUAUGCAUAUACAUUGACAUAUGAUGUUUCAGAUUGUUGGCGUACUUUCUUCCUAGUGUCUUAACAUUUAUGAACUUGUGUUUGACUUGAGGGGCAUUUCAGGAAGGCUGUGAAGAAAAGUAAAUUACAGAUUGAUGUCUGCUUUGUGCCAUAGACAUUUUGGAACAUAAGGAAGAGUCUGCUCUCCAGUAUACAUGCAAAGUUUAUCUCCAAAUAAGGAUUUCUGAGUCCCUUAAUGCCAGUUGAGAACAGUAAAGUUUGUGACUGUACUGAAAAGCACUUUUGUGUUCAUUAAUUUAUUGUUUUUUAGAAUUUAUUUUUUAAGAGCAUAUGUGGUGAUUUUAGUAUUAGCAUUACUUGGAGUGGAGAGGUAAGUUAACAAAAUUACAUCUUAAACUCUAGUAGAUACUUAGGCUCCAAAAUGAAUUCGACAUACUCUUUCCAAAGACUUUUUUUCUUCCUAGAAUAAGUAGAGAGAGCUUAUUCUAUUUGAGCUGAAAAGCUUUUGGGCAAAAGAGAGCAGGCCAAACCCUUGCAAUAUAUACCCUAUUCAAGCGAAAGUACAAUGUCUAAGAAUAAGAACACGUCUUUAAACACAAGUGAUUGUUUUUAAUACAAUCUUAAUCAGUAAAAGGUUUACAUUUUUUCUAUUGCUGUUGGUUUUAAAAUUUGCUACCCUGCAUUCUGAAAUAUUAUAAAAGAGUUAAUACCAAAAAUACUUUUAAUGUCUGACAUCUCUUACAUUUCACAUGGUUCUUUUUAUUCAAAUAUCAUUGUAAAUAAAAGUAAACUUGGAUAAAUUUGAGAAUAAACUUUAAUUGUUGCAAACUAUGAUUGUCAAUUUGUAAAUUUACCGCUUGACCUAAUAAUGUACAUUUUUAAAUGUAGCCAUUAAAUUCUUUAUAUUUAACCUAUUAGUUUCUCCCUGUAAAUGUUUUUAAUCUCAGUUGAAUGCUGGGCAGUUUAUAAUUAUGUACAAACGUGUUUUUUUCCUAUCAAGGUUGACUUUUUUGCACAGUUUUGGAAAUGUUUAAUUUGUACACUGAUUCACUAUGACCAAUAAUUGUUGGUGGGUGUGUGAGCACCCUGAGUGCGUGCGUUGAACUACUGUCUUGUCUCUACGUUUUUCGCUUCUUUCAAGAUGUAGCCAUCAGUAACUGCACUGCUGUUGCAGACUUAAGUGGACCCUCUUGCUUUUACGAAGUAUAUUUAUCUAUGGUUCUAUCUUUGUGGAGGAACUCAGGAGUUCAACAUCACUUUCUGAUUUUCAUGUAUUCUAAAAUCCACGACUAAGUUCAAAGUAUGCUUGUAACUGCCUAUCAGGGGGAUGUGUGUGUGGAGAUGUCUUUUUUCUGUCUGUAGGCAGGUGUAUAUAUCCCAGUAAUUUCUUAUUUUCAUUUAAUUUCUACAUUUUUAUGAACUUGUUUUAUAAGGGUACUGUUUAGUUAGAAUAAUUAAAUAUAUAUACAAAAGCUUUCUGAGAGAUUAUUUACUAUAUGAAUAUAUUUUCAGCUGGCUGAUCAAAAAUAUUUUUUUAAUUUUGUUUUUAACCAUUCAUAAUGUGUUUGUAUUUCCAGAAUUAGAUGCAAACUUACUUAGAUAGCAGUUAACAUACUCUUGCAAGGAAUAGCAUGAAUUCUCUCUUGAGAACUCUCUGAAAUGCAAAUUAAAAGGAAAAAAUAGGUUUUAAGCAGUAGCAAAAACACACUGUCCACUAAAACGGCCUUUUAAUUCUCAGAGCAAUGAAAAAAUUUGAGAAACUGAGUUGUCUUGAAGAGAGACAAGAUUUUUAUAUCUCCAGUUUCUGUUGGCCGGUCCUACUGUUGUUUUUUAAUGUUUCUUUUGUUCUACCCCAGAGAUUUCAACUCUCAGUUUUUUUCUCACUCGGCAAGGUCAGAUCUCAUGUGUAAAACAAUACAUUCAUAUAUUGUGAUUCUCUGUAAUUGACUAUAAAUUGGUUUAGGAAUGUCCAAACAUAAUUGUGUGUCUUUAUACUGUACUGUGUAUGUUAAGUAACUGGCAGAAAAAAAAAAAAGGAAAUUACAUUUCCGAUCUGACAACGUUAUUGUACUUAAGGAAAACCUUGUUUUUAAUAUGCGGUACCAGGUGAAAUUACUUGUGUUAGGAAUAAAGUCCACUGUUUAAAUGAAUGUCACUAAGCUUAAUAUGUUACAAGGAGCCGGUAUGAUUAGGAAAACCUACCAGAAGCCACAUACAGUGUGGUUUGUGCCACAUUUCAUGCAUAUUUUGACUUUGUGUUGUUCAUUAAAAAUUGUGCUUGUAAAAAUGUAUAAAAUUUCUGAGUUUUACAGUUUCUAUGGACUUGUUUUUUUCUUGCUGGUAAAUAGCUUUUAAAAAAAAUCUAAUGUGAAAGAAACCAUGUUUAUAUUUUGUUAGUGAUCAAUGACUUUGUUUAUAUGGAAAUUUGUAUAUUGUUGGCACACAUCUUUGUUUAGAUUUAUCAUGCAUGAAGGCCUGCAAUAAUUAACACAAUGAAAAUUGCUUUUUCUUACAUGUUAGUUCAUUUUUUGAAGAUUGUGGUGCAAAGGGUUACUCUAAGUAACCUGCUGUACUAUGGAAUGAAUAUAAAUGAAUGGCACUUUGAGUGUUAAUAAAGCUGAUAUUUAUUUCCACUGUUA